AUGGAGUACCUGGAGGCUGAGUUCUUUUUGCGUGGAUCUUUGGGUCAUGGCUUGGACAAGUUUGCUCCAAAUUUAACCUUUGGAGGCCCAAAGCCCAUGGGUGCUAGGAAGGCUAAUCUCGACCCUUUCAUGAGAGAGAUCAUUAAGCAAUUUGGUUUGCAACAUCUAGGACACUUGAGGGUAAUUAACAAAAUAGUAAAGGGAUUUCCAAGGCUAUUGCUAGAUUUGAGUGCAGAAUCAUUUGCUGAAGUAAUAAAUAUGGCAUUCGGGCGGCCAUUAUCACCACCUUUUGAUCCUUAUGCUACUGGACUCAACUUCCUCAUUGCUUCCUACUUCAUCCCUUACGUUGGUCUCACAGGAUUUGUUGGAGCAAACCCAAAACUCCAAGCCUCCCUUUCCAAAAAGAUUGUUGCAGGGCUUCUGGCAGUAGAGGUAGGGCAAGAUGCAGUAAUCCGAGCAUUUCUAAAUGAGAGGGCGAUGGAGAAGGUGGAGCCAUAUGGGACAACGGUGGGAGAAUUCACAGGUCGCCUUUCGGAGCUAAGGAAUAAGCUAGGACAUGCAGGCCUAAAAGAUAAAGGGCUGCAGAUAGGUGAAUUUUUGUAUGGAGGUGGUGAUGAGCACGUUCCUGGAGGUUUCUUCCCCUGGACUAAUGGUCGCAUUGCCAGAUUUCGUAUGCACCUGCACUGCGAUGCUUGA
Messenger RNA from Hevea brasiliensis (rubber tree), 696 nucleotides. RefSeq names its product desiccation-related protein PCC13-62-like. The record is from RefSeq and is a predicted model, not a curated record. The coding region runs from base 1 to 696 and encodes 231 amino acids. Lineage: Eukaryota; Viridiplantae; Streptophyta; Magnoliopsida; Malpighiales; Euphorbiaceae. The transcript is spliced from 5 exons.